This is a messenger RNA of Somion occarium, 2087 nucleotides long. The record is from the annotation of a GenBank genome assembly. Lineage: Eukaryota; Fungi; Basidiomycota; Agaricomycetes; Polyporales; Cerrenaceae.
ACCACCGCGUUUCUUUCUGCCGCCUCGUCGAGCGGGUCGAGGACGUACCUCGUCACUAUCAUCGUCAUUCGUUUGGAUAUCCUUCUCCUGCUCGUCUUCCGUCAGAUCGGAGAGUUCAGAGUCGGUGUCAAAGCCAGCUCCUGCGCCUCCGUUCGAUGAAAGGUUGGUAGUUUCUGGCGGCGGUGGAGAUGGGGAGGGUGAGCUCAGGGGCUCCAGAGAGACGGUCGAGCUGGGCAUCGCAUGCGACGGCGAGGACGUUGAGGACGACGUUGAGGACAGAGCUUAACAGGCCUGCAUUGGAUCUGCGGGAGUUUGUUGUUCUCAGGGCGUUUGCCGUGUUCGGGCCUUCUGACCUCAUGGGCCGGUCCCUCCGCGAUGCGCCGGCCGCUUCGGCUUCUCCCGUCCGCUAUGGCUGAUGUUCGCAUUUGGAGAGCUUCAUUAGCUCCCACUGCUGAAUCCGUCGUCUUUUGCCAUCAUCUUCAUCCUCCCGCAACGAAGACUCAAUAUCUUAUUCUUAUGCAGGAAUGGCUCGCAUGGACAGUCUCAACAUUGACUGCCUAGAACUCAUUUUCUCCUAUCUAUCUGGCAAAGACUUGGUUUGUAUCUCGUUUGUCAGUCGUUCGUUUCUCACUGGAGUGAUUCCGACGCUUUAUCGCACGCUCGUAUUCACUCCAGAUCACGCUAAGCGGUAUGCAAAGAUGAUAUCCUCCUUUGCUACGGUCUUGACACAUCCGCAUCUCGCGGUCCAUAUCCGUCAUAUUGACAUCCGAGCGGCUCCGUCACUUGUCGGUGGAAUUCACCCUCAGUUCGUAACAGACAGUCGGACCGUUAUAUCCUCUUGCGACAAUUUGGUAUCUUUUGUAUGCAUUCCGAAUCUCCUUAUGCACUAUCUCUCCGAUCUUGAAUCUCGGAGUCAACUGCAUACCAUACGUGUAAGGGCGCAACUCCAUGUAACAGAAUCAGGACAAUUGUUGCGUCUGAACCACCUGCGGACUAUAUGCUUGGAUACCGCGACUUGGAAUGUGGUUCACAUGCUUCCGACUUGGACACAGUCUAUAAAGUUGACACUCAGGACGUUAACACUCUAUGCUCUCAAAGACCUGAACGACACUAUACUAGAGGCCGUACUGAAGGAACUGCCAGAUCUCACCGCGCUUCAUAUCGUGUUCUGUCCGAAAAUCGACUACGGUACAACACUGCGCCUCAGCAAACAUACACCGGCAUUGCGAAGUCUGGCUUUUUCAUGCUGGACCACUCCUUGCAUUGAGCCAUCGGAUUAUGAGCCUUUACCGCACUUGCGUCAUCUUGCUGUUGACAUUCAGUGUGGCACUACAUCGUACUUCGAUGGCACGUCAUACGCCUCGAUCUUUACUUUGACUCGGUCCUGGGGUUGCACGCUCCAUGCAAUCACUGUCAAGCUCUCUACGUCGUUAGCAGUCGGGGACAGUUUCAUGAAAGCACUUCUUCGUGGACAUGGAUCAAAUCUGGCACAUCUGUCGCUCAUCAACUGCAUGUUACUCGAUGAUCAUUUCCGACGGAUCGUGCACCGCUGUAAAAGAAUUGAACGACUUUCGGUCAUCAUACCACAUAAAAAUAUCUCCACAUUUGCAGCAAACCUUUCCCGUUCCUCGACUAUCCAUACGCUACAAGAUGUGAACGGUGCGUUGCCCACGCUGUCCAAGGAUAGUGUCCGGGCGAUUAUGGUAGCUGUAACCAGUUUGACGAAGGUAGUCACGCCCGACCGAAUCUGGACAAAUGACGGACCCAUCAGUCUAGCUAACAGUCACUUCCAAUUGAUACCCGAGAAGAGGCGUAAUUCACGUCCCAACCAUUGGUUUGUUCCACCCACCUAACUGUCUUAUCAUAGCAAGAACUGGAAGUCCAGACGGCGAAUUGCGAUGGAUCGCAGGCUGUUAUGCCAACCUGUUUCUUGUAAUGAAGUCACAAGAAAGGGUGUCAGGUGAGCAUACCGAAAUGUCCAAGACGAAACAUGUAGUAGUAGUACCAGAUCUAGAGUAGGAGGGGGGGUAUACAUCUACAAGUAUCAUAUAAAGAACUAAUGGAAUAUAAGCAAAACAGAGACAUUC